CCCCAACCGGCCAGGUAGACAAGGCGCAGAUGGCGAGUACCGGUACAGCACCCACAAUUCCGACCGAAUUCCAGCAGUACAAUUCCUAUGUAACCGAUCCCAAGUGGCAGCGCAAGUUCUCCAUUAUAUGGGCCUCGUUUGCUGCAGCAGCAUUCGUCCUGUCUUUGCCUCAUUUUUUGCGGGCCCUCAGGAGGAAGCAGCUGUUUCGUGGAUUUUUUGGCGUCUCGGAGGAUCUGAGAGGGAAGCGGUACACUUAUAUCGCCUCCAAUGAGAAGGAACCUAGCCAUGGGAGGCGAACAUAUUAUGCAGUUGCUGAGACGAUUCAAGGGCUGUUUUGGUGGGACUUUCCCUACGUAGGCCUGAGUCUUGGACAGGCGCUUCUGGUUGCUGGGUAUCUCGCAUGUGCAAUAACCUGUAUGACCCUGCACGUUCCACUUAUCACCAAUCCCAACCGUGCCGGAUUUCUCGCCCUGGCGCAAUUUCCUGUUGUGUUCCUUUUUGCAACGAAGAACUCCGUAUUGUCGCUAUUGUUGGGUCCUGGAAAUGGCUACGAGAGACUGAACUUCCUCCAUCGCUGGGCUGGCCGGGGCAUGCUGAUUGGAGGCCUGCUUCACGGGGCUCUAUGGAUUCGUAACCAUCUGGUAUACGACAUUCCCAUCAUAGGGCAGCAGAAGGAGACGUCCGGCGUGGCAGCGCUUGGCGUGCUGUGCAUUCUUGCCUUGACUUCGCUGAGACUUGUGAGGCGAUACCUAUACGAGUUCUUCUUCAUCACUCAUGUUCUGGGCUACGUUGCCUUCACGAUCACGAUAUGUUACCACACGACGUACGCAUACACGUGGAUCUACGCACCUCUGGCCUUCUACGGACUUGACAUGUUCCUGAGGCUACUGCGAUAUCGCAUCAAGGAUGCGACCUUGGUGCCAGUUGAUGGUGGCAUGACACUCAUCCAUGUACAUGAUUGCGUUGAAGGAUGGCAACCGGGCCAGCAUGUCCGCCUAAGAGUUUUCUUCUCCGGCCGCUUUUUCGAGUCGCAUCCUUUAACGAUCAUCAACGCCCCGUCGUCGCUUUCGUGUGCCCAGACGCCGACACUCGCCCUCAGUGCUAGAGUUAGGGGAGACUGGACACGGGCCCUCAAUCGUUAUGCCAUGAAGGAGCGGGAUCGUCUUGGAAAAAGCGAGAAGGAUGGGCAGCCCGGCGUCGCGGUGCAAGUGAUGCUCGAUGGGCCGUAUGGCGGCUGUGGAGUUGAUCUGGGUAGAUAUGAGUGUGCAUUCCUCAUAGCUGGUGGAUCUGGAGCGAGCUUCACCCUCAGCCUCCUGGACGAUAUCGUCGCGAGAUGUGUGAAGCUUGGGAGAUCUGGCGGAGAGAAGACUACACGCGUCGAAUUCGUUUGGUACAUCCCCUCAACCGAAUGUGCAGAGUGGUUCUAUUUGAUGCUCACUGAGAUCGUCGAGGUCACAGACGGGACGUCCCUCGACCUCCACAUCUCCAUCUUCAUCACUCGACCUUGCAAGCUCGAAACCUCCGUGACCAUUCCAAAGGCGGAUAUCACCGUAUCACGACCGUCUGUCGGUUCUCUCAUGCGCGACUUCUUGUACAAUGCAAACAAUGCAAAGGAUAUCGAAGACGUCAGUGCGUCUUCACACUCGCAGGCAGAGUCGGGUUCGAUUGGCUCCGGUGGAGGAGUCGCCAUAUGCGCUGCAGGACCGGAUUCCCUCAUGGUUGAGACCCGUAAUGCUGCUGCGAUGCUAUCCGUUAGCCGAGGGAUUGCCCUGGGAUGGAUAGGGUUACAUACAGAAUCGUUUGCGCUGUAAAUGUAUGGAAUGUAAAUGCAAUCAUCUUCAUGCUCCGAUCAUUGAUAUCAUAUGUGGAUGGCG
This is a messenger RNA of Laetiporus sulphureus 93-53, 1874 nucleotides long. Its product is annotated as iron reductase. The transcript is spliced from 7 exons. Gene Ontology annotation, cellular component: plasma membrane. The record is from RefSeq and is a predicted model, not a curated record. Gene Ontology annotation, molecular function: ferric-chelate reductase activity. Bases 30 to 1811 code for a protein of 593 amino acids. NCBI's taxonomy places the organism in Eukaryota, Fungi, Basidiomycota, Agaricomycetes, Polyporales, Laetiporaceae. Gene Ontology annotation, biological process: iron ion transport; copper ion import; intracellular iron ion homeostasis.